Molecule: messenger RNA, 516 nt
Organism: Alternaria incomplexa
Lineage: Eukaryota; Fungi; Ascomycota; Dothideomycetes; Pleosporales; Pleosporaceae
Exons: 2
Coding region: 1-516 (171 amino acids)
Molecular function (GO): monooxygenase activity; heme binding; oxidoreductase activity, acting on paired donors, with incorporation or reduction of molecular oxygen
Source: RefSeq, a predicted model, not a curated record
AUGCAGUCUGGUAUUCUUCUGCUAACAGUCCAAGGUCCGAUCAUCCGCAUUGCACCAAACGAGGUCGCUAUCGCUGAUCCCACUGCAAUCAAGACCAUCUACUCUAUCUCUUCCGGUUUCACAAAGGUGUACGCAUUUGAUGUCAUAGGCGAACUCUUCUUCAGUCGCAUGUUCGGUUUCAUGGCGCAAGCCGCUGACUAUCGCGGCUACAUUACAGCCCUUGACUGCCUCCUCCCGAUGCUGACAACAGCGUGCGUCAUGCCCUCCUACAUCCGGCCGGUUUUCUUGACAGGCGGUGCGAUCUUCCCGCGCAUUCUCAAAGCCCUCAUGAGCCUCAAGAAUGUUGAAACAGCAGCGAAGGAUGCUGUCGCUGAGCGAUCCGCACUGAUGAAGAAGGGAGAGGCCGACGGAAAGGACGACAUUAUGAACAGUCUGUUUGAAGUCAUGGAGACUAAAGGCGAGAAGGUUGAUUUUGGCCUCACUGAGAUCACAGUAGAGGUCUACGUUGCGCUGUAA